GAGAAGAUGGCUGAUGAGUGUGAUCUGUGUCUGUUGGGACUCAUCUUUCUCUCUUCACUUCUCUCAGGUUCCAGUGAAGUGGAUGUGACUCAUGUGUUCAUCAGUUCUGGUCAAAAUGUCCGUCUGUCCUGUAAUAAUGCUCUUCAUGACUGCAAAUCAACUACAUGGACCUAUAACAGAUUCAGUCAUUCAGAAGCAGUUGAACUGAUUGGUUUAGGGAUAAAGAAGAAAGACACAGAGAGACAUGAGAGACUGAGUCUGGGGUCUGACUGCUCUCUGAACAUCAACAACAUCACAGAAGAAGAUUAUGGACUUUACAGCUGCAGACAAUAUGUGAAUGGACAAAAACAAGGAACUGAUGCUCGUGUGUAUCUGCAUGUUCUUCAUGUCUCUUCAUCUUCAUCAUCCUCACAGACUGAGAUCAGUGCAGGCCGCUCUGUGACUCUCUUCUGUCAGCUGUAUUCUCUUGCUGGAGUCUCUUGUGAUGGUUCAGGUCGUUCUGAGGGAAUUGAGCUGUUCUGGGUGAAUCAGGCUGGUGUUAAACUGAAGAUAUCAGACUCCAGAUAUCAGAUAUCAGCAUCAGAUCACUGUAACAUCACUCUGACUACAACACUCCUGAAUGAAGAUCACAACAGAGAGUGGAGAUGCAGUGUUACUCACAGAGAUCGAGUCCAGAGCUCAGUCACAUAUACUGUCAAGAGUUCAGGUUCGCUGUGAUGAUAAAGUGACUUAUGCUUCCAUCAGAGGAUCAAAAGCUGGAGAUCAGCAAAACUGCAGUCAACUUUAUGCCUCUGUGAACAAGAACCAUCACAAAUCAGACAAAUAAUUACACAGACACCACACGAGCAGAGGAAGAUGAACCUUAUAUAACAUGUUAAGAAACAAGCUCUGAUUUAUUUGUAGUUUUUGGUUAUUCUGCUCAGUUUGUCAUGUUGUUGUACAGUAGCUGUCUGUGUGUGUUUAUUAUUAAUUCAGGAUCUGCAGAGUAACGUAACAAACGGAGGACAGUUUUACACUCUUAGAUCGGUCUCAUUAAAUCAUCUAGAGCCGGUUGUUCAAAAGUAAUCUUGUUCAUA
This is a messenger RNA of Onychostoma macrolepis, 1076 nucleotides long. RefSeq lists its product as uncharacterized. NCBI's taxonomy places the organism in Eukaryota, Metazoa, Chordata, Actinopteri, Cypriniformes, Cyprinidae. Gene Ontology annotation, molecular function: MHC class II protein binding; protein tyrosine kinase binding. The coding region runs from base 7 to 717 and encodes 236 amino acids. The transcript is spliced from 4 exons. Gene Ontology annotation, biological process: interleukin-15-mediated signaling pathway; T cell activation; positive regulation of ERK1 and ERK2 cascade. Gene Ontology annotation, cellular component: external side of plasma membrane; membrane raft. The record is from RefSeq and is a predicted model, not a curated record.